AUGGUUCUCUAUGAUAAAAGACUUUUGAUCUUGGCUCUGCUAUCUCUCAGUGUCCUUCUGCCAGUCAUCCAGGCUAACCAAGUACAUGAAGGGAAACAGGGUGGCUGAACUGGCAAAGACACAAUAGAAUGUAAAGGAUAUAAGAUGAUGAAUAACCUGAAAAAGCAUUCUGAUAAAGUGAUCAGUGCUUUCACCGCUGCUAGAAAUCUAGCCUCUGAUUUUAGUAAUGAAAAUUGGCAAAUCUUUAAGGAUCAGCUUUAUUAUCUCCUUCCUAGGAAAUUUAGAGCCGGGCCUGACAUUUUUAUUGAAUUUGUCAUAUAUACUAUUUCCAAGUCAUAUCAAUUAGUUCCAAAAGAGAAAAUAGAUGGGAUGCUACAGCUGGCACAUGAACUUUAUUUUGCUAAAAUGAACAUAAUCCAGAAGAUCAUUCAGUAUAAAGGCUUCAACCCAUUUCUGGACAAAGACCAAAACAACUGCAUUCGAACUUUGAUAAAUGAAUUAAUUAUGCCUCCAAAUUACCAAUACAAAACUGACACCUCAGCUUGUAAAUCCUACAAAGAUACCAUCAACAGCCUCCUAAUCCCUCUUGCAAACCCCCCUACCACCUUCAAAGGCCUAUACAAAUAUGGCUUAGUGGUCACUCCGGUCCUGUUGCUGGUAUUGAUUGUAGUAGGAGUUGGAUUAGUCUGGAAGGAAUUUAAGGUUUUUAAGGACUUGAAGGCGCAAGAGCCUAAAGUUAUUGAACUGGAGCCAAGUGAUGGGGAAGUCAGUGGGGGAAGUUAUCAAACUGAAGAGUUUUUUAUGGCUUAGAGAUGAGAUUUUUGGGCUGGUUAUGAAUUUCAAUGG
Molecule: messenger RNA, 846 nt
Organism: Moneuplotes crassus
Lineage: Eukaryota; Ciliophora; Spirotrichea; Euplotida; Euplotidae
Source: the annotation of a GenBank genome assembly